Molecule: messenger RNA, 561 nt
Organism: Durusdinium trenchii
Lineage: Eukaryota; Dinophyceae; Suessiales; Symbiodiniaceae
Source: the annotation of a GenBank genome assembly
GUGAAAUGCUUCUGGAAGAUGCUGGCGUUUCAGCGUGGUCCAGAGGCUUGUGAUGGUCGUGAGAUUUUGUAUCUCAAUGUGGAUGAAACAAGUGUGCCCUACACUGCACGACCUGCUAUUGGUUGUGUGAUCAACCGCAAGCAGUACAAGGGCUCCGGCCUCCCAGCCGUGCCCCACGCCAAAAUCCAGCCUGCCGGCAGGCUGAGCAGCAAGGUAGUGAAGGCCUUCAAGUGCUUGCCGAAGACCCAAUUGCAAGUGCUUCGCCGGAAGAGUGCGUGGGUUACCAGUGAUUUGAUGAUCGCAAUCUUGCAAGAAGUGGCAAAAGAAUUAGAACCGUUUUUGCAUCAAUUUAGGCACCCAGCCGCCGAUCGGCUGGUUUCGCUCAAAACACAGCGGCAGAACCUGAAGCGGCAGCUCCAGCAAGCGAACCGUGAGGUUCGCAAUGAGGAGAAAAAGCGACAGAGACUCAUGCGGCGCGCUGGCAAGUUGAGCUCUGCUGAUCUCACCUGGCUGCUGGCGCGUCGAGUGCAAUCUGAGCAGUCUGAGCAGAUGUCCACAUAG